AUGGCAUCCGACUCCACCGGCAAUGUGGACAUCCAGCCGCACGUCCAUCCGGUUGUUCGCAACGCUCUCCGCAUUUCUCUGAGCGCCAAGGAAUACAAGACCCUGCACCAUCUUGUGGCCCAACGUGCGCCUUCAUUCCAGUCCAGACUGCCAUCGCCAUCGAAAUACGAAGCGAUCGUUCGGUCUCAGAACAGACACAAUGAGGCGGCCUUUCGCACGUCGGCGCGCGUCUUCCUGGUCUCGGGAGCGUUGUUGAAGCUUGUUGAUCUGGUUGCUCGCAGAAUCCGGGGAGAGGCUUCGAGGAAAGAUCGUCGCAUCUCGCUUUUCCGCUCCCCCAACUUCCGGCUCUCCCUCUCUCUUUCCCUGAUGCUCCUCCUGCAUCGACUUCUUCAUCGCUUCUUUGUCAGACUGCGCGCAAACCUCCGCACCGAGGAGGCCGAGCCGUUUCGUAAACGGAACCCGCGUGUUUCCAAGGCGCUGACCUCACGAUAUGCGCCCGCCGUCGGUGCCAGCUUGGCGGGGUUUGCGCUGGGGAUCUGUCCUCAAAAGCAACUACGGAUGACAGCCGCCAUCUACACAGGCACGCGGAGUUUGGAGUUCAUUUUUAACGUGUUUGAUGAGAAAGGAUGGGUCGAGAAUCGGCCGUGGUGGUUUGGAAGCUGGCUGUUAAUGCCUAUUUCGUGCGCCCAGUUGUUCCACGCUUUUGUUUUUGACCGAGAAACCACGCCCGGGUGGCUUGGAAAGGUCAUUAUGAGGCUCUCCCCCGCCUACAUUCAUGGCCGGCCAGAAACGUUGCCUGCCGAGUUCCCAUGGCCUGAGAAGGAAGCUAUAGUAGACUCGCUCGCCACUGUUGCAAAGCUACGAUGGCCAGCAUUCAUCUCGCCCAUUCUCCAUCCCGGUGAUCCCUACACGUUACCGUCUACGAUCAAAUCCAUCUCCCCGAUUACUGGACCUGCACACCCGUCGAUUUCAAGUCUGUCAUGCGCUCUACUCCAUCCGGGCUGCCCGAGCUGCGGCACGACGUUUCUGCAUCACCUCCUUCUUUCCGUUCCACCUCUGGCCCGAUUUAUAACCAUGGUGACCCUGGCGCUGUCGGCACUGAAGUUCAAAAGUUUCCUCACCCAGCCCAUCACCUCAAUCAACAAUCUAUCGAAGCGGAUCAUUGCCUUGACUGGCAUUCUUUCUGCCUCCGUCGGUUCUGCGUGGGGAAGCAUCUGCCUCUGGAACGCCAUUCUCCCCCGGUCCGUUCUUCCCACGCAGCGAUUCUUUCUGAGCGGAGCAGCGGCUGGCGUACCAUUCGCAUUCCUUAGCAGCAGCCGUAAUAUAUUCCUGUACUUUUUCCGCGCGGCCGUGGACUCGGCGUGGAAGUCGGGAGUCAAGCGUGGUCUCUGGAAGGGCUGGAAAGGCGGGGACCUGUUUGUGGUGGUGAUCACCUGGGCACUCAUGGGGUCCAUCUUGGAGACUCGGCCCUCCGCGGUGCAAGGAAAAGGAGUCCGGAAAGCAUUGGCAUGGAUGCGAGGGGAUGGAUAUGUAGACCCAGCGGAUGCCGCAGCAAAACGGAAGUCGAAGAAAACAGCGGCAGCAAAGAAUGCCGAGGAGGAGACCUGA
Messenger RNA from Aspergillus steynii IBT 23096, 1608 nucleotides. RefSeq lists its product as uncharacterized. Bases 1 to 1608 code for a protein of 535 amino acids. Lineage: Eukaryota; Fungi; Ascomycota; Eurotiomycetes; Eurotiales; Aspergillaceae. The transcript has 4 exons. The record is from RefSeq and is a predicted model, not a curated record.